GGAACUCCUGAAAUCAACAACACUGAAAGCUUAGCAAAGCAUGUAAUAUCCUUUAUGGCUUUCACGUAUUUUCAAUCGGGCCAAACACUUCUCAACUUCUACUUAUCGAUUGAAUACUCCGCCCAGUCAUUACUCGGAAUUAAACACUCCCUGAGUUAACUGUGGCCAUAAUCUCCUUCAAAGCCCAAGACACCUUCGGGUCCUGAAGCAGAUUUCGUUGAAGAGGCGUUAGGCUUAUUCCGCCAUCACCAUGUCCACCCCGACCCCCUCUCUCGACCACCUAAUCCUCUUCCUCCCCGCCGGCCCUAACAACCUCCCCCUCAUCCCGCCCUUCCUCAGCUCCAACUUCACCCUAACCCCCGGCGGAACCCACGCCGACGGCCUAACCUCCAACACCCUCAUCCUCCUCGCAGACGGCUGCUACAUCGAACUAAUCUGCUUCCUCCCCUCCGCCGCACUCUCAAAGCUCCAGACGCACUGGUGGGGCCCCAACCCCGCGCGCAAAGGAUGGACAGACUGGUGUCUCACCACCGCUGCCCCCGACUCUGCGGAAGCCAACCACGAGCGAGUACAAGCGACGCACGCGGCGCCGCUCCAAGGCGCCAGGAGACGUGCCGACGGUGUGGAUGUCAAAUGGGCCGUGACCUUCCCCGCGGGCGCGAACGGCGGCCAGGAAGUACGCGGCAAACUGCCCUUCUUCUGCCACGACAUCACGCCGCGCGAGCUGCGCGUCCCGCUCUCCGCAUCCAACACCACGCAUCUCUGCGGCGCGCGAGGAGUGCGCGAAAUCAGCGUCGUUCUGCCUUCCCGGGAGACGCUUGAGGAGACGCGGGCGCUGUACGCCUCGCUCUUUGACGAGCGCCCAGGCGCCGAAGGCGACGAGGAGUUUUCUUUCUCGGUGGGUAGAGUGAAGAGUGUAGAGGGUCUGGAGGAGGGGGCUGGCAUCGUACUGCGGCUGCCGAGGAAUGAGGAAGAGAGGGAGAAGGUUAGGGAGAGGGGGGUCUGUGUCUGUGAUGUGGUGCUUGCUGCAAGGGCUGGGGAGGGGAGAGAGCGCGGGAAGAGAUGGCGACUUGAUGGAGAGGGAGAGGAUGAUGUUGGGGGGUUGUGGGUCGAAUAUGUAUGAGAUUCUGGCGUAUGUAAAUGUGUGGAAGACCUCGUCCGUUCAAUGGCUGAUAGGAUGUAUGUUUGGCAGUUCUGAUACGUUGACCACGAGCUCUGAGAAGAUGAGGAUAAUAUGUUCCGGGUCGUUAGGCUAGCAGGGUCGAAGGGCGGUAUUCGAGUAUUCUAGCUCAACGACCCUUCGUCGAGCAUCAAGCCCAUGCACUGAAAGUCUCUUUUGUAUCUAUACGCCCUGCUCCCUAGGUAACACU
Messenger RNA from Trematosphaeria pertusa, 1370 nucleotides. RefSeq lists its product as uncharacterized. The record is from RefSeq and is a predicted model, not a curated record. Lineage: Eukaryota; Fungi; Ascomycota; Dothideomycetes; Pleosporales; Trematosphaeriaceae. Bases 251 to 1123 code for a protein of 290 amino acids. The transcript has 2 exons.